Molecule: messenger RNA, 3487 nt
Organism: Scaptodrosophila lebanonensis
Lineage: Eukaryota; Metazoa; Arthropoda; Insecta; Diptera; Drosophilidae
Gene: Imp
Product: insulin-like growth factor 2 mRNA-binding protein 1
Exons: 6
Coding region: 1278-3029 (583 amino acids)
Biological process (GO): regulation of gene expression
Cellular component (GO): cytoplasm; nucleus
Molecular function (GO): mRNA binding
Source: RefSeq, a predicted model, not a curated record
AUAUUUUGAUCUCUUACCACAAUUACCGCUCACGUUUGUACAUAAACUAUUUCCCACCUCCGUUUCCGCGUUCGAUUUAAGUCAAAUCACACAAGACAUAGUACCCUAGAACGCUAGAGAGACGACGAGGAGACAGGCAACAAACGUUGGGUGCAAGAGAAAAGCCGGAAAAUUAACGCUUAUACGCUUCGUUAUUCGCACAGUUCCGAGCUUAACAGCUGAAGGAAGAAAGCAUCAGAAGCAGCCGGCAAUCCAAAGCAUAGAAUUUUUGAAAGAAGGCAGUAAAAGCUUGAACGCGAUUGCAAAUUCAGGACAAACUAAAUAUAGUCAGAGGCCAAGUGGAAAACGGCAUCAAUCAACGUCAAUCAUCAGUGCGCAGAAGCAGCAAAACAGAUUUGUUUACUUUUUGGCCAAAUUGACACUGAAAACAUUUCGUUUCGAUUCAGACAGCAUUUUAACGCAUCUCAAUAUAUAAUAAUAUAUCAACAGUCUAGACGAAACGAAUAAUCAAAGUUUCGAUAAAGCCACACAAUUUUAACAUAAUAACAACAAGAACAACAACAAAACAAAAACAACGAAGCCAAGCAAAAUCAAAUCGCAGGAGCCGUCAGUCCGGAAAAAUAAAAAUCAAAGCAAAAUAAAACGAAAAGCAUGCAUAAGCAGUAAAACAUUUUCGGCUUCACGCUAACCGCUAAAUUUUUGCAACAGGGCCCCAAAAAACAAAAAUCAAAUCUUUCAACAAAAUCACCCAAGACGACACCAAACCAAGUCAAAUCAAGUCAAGCCAAGCAGAGCCGAACACGGCCAAAGGACAUGAGUCAAAAUUGAACUGAACUGAACGCCAAAAUUCUGCAGCAAAAGCGAAAAACUUUUUUGAAGCAUUCCAAAAAACAAAAACAAAACAUAAAACAAACGCAACCAUAACAGCAAAAUCAACCAGCUCUUUAAAUUAAACCAAGUUUUUUAAACAAAACAAACGCAGAAAUAACAACAAAAUACUUUUUCGAAACUCUCUGAAACCGAAAUUUAGAAGUGUAUUCAAAAAGGAGAAGUAAGAAUAUUAAUAAGUGGUUAACAAAAUAACAACAAAAACAUAGCGCAACAGAAUUUGUUUGAUUUUUUCUUUCGCACAAAAUCAAACCGAACGCGUGCCCCAAAACAGUCCGAACACAAUUAUUUUGAGCGCGUCACACAGUCGUCCCAAUAAAAACCAACAAACCACAACAAUAACAACCACAAUCAAAACAACAACCACAGCAAGCAACAACAGUCUAAAGAUGGCGUCCGAAUUGGAUCAAUUUGCUGACUUGGAAUUAUCGAAAGAGGAUCGUGAACAAAUUUUUGAUCCGCCACUGGAUCGACAGCAACUGGAAGGUGCUGGCACCUCAAGAGCUGCUGGUGGUCUAAACGGUGUCGAAUUUGAGGGUAGCAAGCUGCAUGCUGAACAAUUGGAUAAGAAUCAACGUCGCAGUCAACGGAAUCAACGUAAUCCGUAUCCGGGUAUGCCGGGACCAGGUCGCCAGGCAGACUUUCCGCUACGCAUUCUAGUGCAGAGUGAAAUGGUUGGUGCUAUCAUUGGGCGUCAGGGUAGCACCAUUCGCACCAUUACACAACAGAGUCGCGCUCGCGUCGAUGUGCAUCGCAAGGAGAAUGUCGGCUCAUUGGAGAAGUCCAUAACAAUUUAUGGUAAUCCAGAGAAUUGUACCAAUGCAUGCAAACGCAUUCUGGAGGUUAUGCAACAGGAGGCCCUCUCCACAAAUAAGGGUGAAAUCUGUCUGAAGAUAUUGGCGCACAAUAAUUUGAUAGGCCGCAUUAUUGGAAAGAGUGGCAACACUAUAAAGCGCAUCAUGCAGGAUACCGACACGAAAAUCACCGUUAGCUCCAUAAAUGACAUCAACAGCUUCAACUUGGAGCGCAUCAUAACGGUUAAGGGCCAAAUUGAUAAUAUGUCGCGCGCAGAGAAUCAAAUCAGCACCAAAUUGCGCCAAAGCUAUGAGAACGAUCUGCAGGCGAUGGCGCCGCAGAGUCUAAUGUUCCCCGGUCUGCAUCCGAUGGCAAUGAUGUCGACACCGGGCAACGGUAUGGUCUUCAAUACGAGCAUGCCAUUCCCCUCGUGCCCCAGCUUUGCUAUGUCAAAGACGCCGGCCAGCGUUGUGCCGCCGGUAUUCCCGAAUGACAUGCAGGAGACAACAUAUCUCUAUAUACCGAACAAUGCUGUGGGCGCCAUUAUUGGCACAAAGGGCUCACACAUUCGCAGCAUUAUGCGCUUCUCGAAUGCAUCGCUUAAGAUAGCGCCACUGGAUGCCGACAAGCCGCUGGACCAACAAACGGAACGCAAGGUAACGAUUGUUGGUACACCGGAGGGUCAGUGGAAGGCGCAGUAUAUGAUAUUUGAGAAGAUGCGCGAGGAGGGUUUCAUGUGCGGCACCGAUGAUGUACGUCUGACGGUUGAACUGCUGGUUGCCAGCUCACAAGUCGGUCGCAUCAUUGGAAAGGGUGGCCAGAAUGUGCGUGAGUUGCAGCGUGUCACGGGCAGUGUUAUUAAACUGCCAGAGCACGCACUCGCGCCACCUUCGGGCGGUGAUGAGGAGACACCUGUGCACAUUAUUGGACCAUUCUACAGCGUACAGUCCGCGCAGCGUCGCAUACGCGCCAUGAUGCUCUCCACGAAUCCGCCUCCAGUGACCAAAAAACAGAAAGCUGCCAAAGAACAACAACAAUUACAACAGCAACAACAACAACAGCAACAGAGCUUAGCCAGCGCUGCUCCGAGUGGGACUCAACAACAGCAGCAGCAACAGCAAUCGCCGCCGCAGCAGCAGCAGCAGCAACAGUCGCUGCCGCAGCAAUCGCACCAUCAAUCGUCGUCGGCGUCGUCGUCGGCGCCGCCUGCUCAUCAUCAGCAGGCGUCGUCGCCAGCGGCUCCGCACCAAUUGCAGCAGCAGCAGCCGUCGCCACCGCCUGGCAAUGCCGCGGCAACCGCGGCUCAACAGCAACAGCAGCAGCAGCUGGCUAGCUCCCAGCAGUAGAAGGCGACAUCAACAACAAGAACAUAAAUCUAACGACUACAACAACAAAAAGCAGCAACUAUAGCAACAGCAACAAUUAACAGUCACACUCAAAUUCUUCAUACAGCAGCAGCAGCAGCAGCAGAUAAGCAGUUAAUAAUUCAAAGCAGAUGCUAAAUUUGGUAACGAGGAGAUAAAUGCAAGCAAGCGAUCAGCAGCAAGCGCUUUUAUCUUCCCUCCAUUCCCCCUUCCCCAACAGAAUGCAAUGUAGCAUUCAGUCGCUUCUUCAGUUGGCCAGGCCAGGCAACCCAACGACCCAGAGGCGGUUAUCAUUCCGACCACAAAGAAGUAAGCAAAGCACAGCACAGAAAUGCGAACAGAAUACAAGAAAGCAAGACCUGUAAGAGGCUUAAUUUUCUGUAUAACAGUUUGCAAGGUCGGAACUUCUAAAAUGCGAUUAAAACGAAUUAUUUAACAAA